This is a messenger RNA of Carlito syrichta (Philippine tarsier), 675 nucleotides long. It is a transcript of the gene PIERCE1, whose product is annotated as chromosome unknown C9orf116 homolog. The coding region runs from base 26 to 436 and encodes 136 amino acids. The record is from RefSeq and is a predicted model, not a curated record. Lineage: Eukaryota; Metazoa; Chordata; Mammalia; Primates; Tarsiidae. Gene Ontology annotation, cellular component: axonemal microtubule. The transcript has 3 exons. Gene Ontology annotation, biological process: axoneme assembly.
GAACCGACUUUCCGACCGCGCUAAAAUGUCCGAGGAAAACCCCCGAGAGUGCGUGGAGCCGGCGGAGUCCAAGGCCAAGGCUCCCCCGGAGAAAACCAGCGACUAUUACCGCGUGAGCGAGAACCUCCCGCCUAGGUUCAACAACCCGGGCUGGUUUCGGGGCUACAGGACCAAGGAGUCUGUGUCUGUGUUCAGGACCAGCAACCAAGCUUAUGGGAGCAGAGCGCCCACCGUGCACGAGAUGCCGAAAGCAUUUUAUCCAAAUUCAAAUAAAUUUUCCAGACAACUUGCAGCCAGUGGAAUGUUCCGGAACAAUACAUUCAAUGUCUGCAUGGACAAAAGCAUCGUGACUGGCCCAGGCAACCACAUCACCCCCUGUGACCGGCUCAACUUCCACCCCAGUUACAACGUCAACAAGCCGUCCAUCUGCAAUUGAUGGGGCUGGAAAACCCCCUCCAGAAGUCUUCUGACUCCUGCGGCCCAGGCUUUGGGAGAAUCACCAUCCCUGAUGCUUCACAGUUGCUUAGUUGUAAAGGUAUAGAUUUCACUGCUUCCCCUGAAAGUAUUUUCCCUCUGUGGAAUAGAAAAAUAUUAAUCAGGUCUGUGAAUCUAAUGUGCACAUGGAAUAUGCUCAUGGAAAAGAUACUGAUGGUUGACUUUCCAUUAAAAACGUGU